CUGGGGUCCGUCCUGGAGCCGACGACCUCCUUUGGUGAAGACCUACCUGGUUAUUUAAGAGGCCAGGCGGGCGCAUCCCUUUGCGUGAAAAUAACCGGUGUUUCCCGUGGGAGGUGUUUCGUGAAGGAGGAGGGGGACCUGGUGUCCAGGUUUGCUUGUAAAUGCCUCACGAGAAGACGGCCCAGAAUGAAGAAAGCGGGCAGGAGUGUCGGCUCAGCGCCUAAAGUGACCGGGGCCAGUCGAGCGCCAGCCGCAGAGAGAACCAAGCCCGAGGGCAGCAGCUCGGCGUCUGCCGGCGGCCGCGUCGUCAAACCCAACACCACGGCGUCCCUGUCGAAGACCAAGAGCAGUGAUGACCUCCUAGCUGGGAUGGCCGGAGGGGCCACCGCAACGAAUGGUGUGAAAGGGAAGAAGACCGCCUGCCCGCCGGCCGCCGUACCUGUGUCCGCCUCCACCAUGAGCACCGAGAGCAGAGCCAAGCUCGCCACAGGUACAGGGUCUUCGGCGAAGCGGAGCGCCUCCACGGGCAACAAGGAAUCCAGCUCCAGCAGAGAAAGGUUUCGGGAGCGCACUCGGCUCAGCCAGAACAAGAAACUCCCCUCCGUGGGCCAGGGCGCACACGACGCAGCCGUGGCCAAGCGCCCGCGCAGCCGCACUGCUGCCGAGGGCGACGUUCGCAUGAGCAAGUCCAAGUCGGACAACCAGAUCAGCGACAAAGCCGCCCUGGAGGCCAAAGUGAAGGACCUCCUGACGCUGGCCAAGACCAAAGACGUGGAGAUCCUGCACCUGCGGAAGGAGCUGCGAGUCAUGCGUGCUCAGCUGGGCCUCGGCGAGGAGCCGCCCGAGGGCGAGGAGCCGCCCCAGGAGAAGGAGGCGGCCCCUGCCCAUCAGCCGACGGACGUGGAGACCACGCUGCUGCAGCUGCAGGAACAGAACUCCGCCAUCCGGGACGAGCUCAGCCAGCUGAAGAGCGAGAACCGGAUGUUGAAGGACAGGCUCAACGCCCUGGGCUUCUCCCUGGAGCAGCGGCUGGACCCUGCCGAGAAGCUGUUCGGCUAUCAGUCCCUGAGCCCUGAGACGGCCCCCGGCCACCACAGCGACGGGGCCGGCACCCUGACGUCCUCCGUGGAGGGCUCCGUCCCGGGCUCCGUGGAGGACCUGCUGAGCCAGGACGAGAACACGCUCAUGGACCACCAGCACAGCAACUCCAUGGACAACCUGGACAGCGAGUGCAGCGAGGUCUACCAGCCGCUCACGUCCAGCGACGACGCCCUGGACGCGCCCUCCUCCUCUGAGUCGGAGGGCGUGCCGAGCACGGAGCGCUCGCGCCAGGGGAGCAGCGGGAACGCCAGCGAGGUGUCGGUGGCCUGCCUGACGGAGCGCAUCCACCAGAUGGAGGAGAACCAGCACAGCACGAGCGAGGAGCUGCAGGCCACGCUGCAGGAGCUGGCCGACCUGCAGCAGGUCACGCAGGAGCUCAACAGCGAGAACGAGCGGCUGGGCGAGGAGAAGCUCAUCCUGGUGGAGUCGCUGUGCCAGCAGAGCGACAAGCUGGAGCACUUCAGCCGGCAGGUCGAGUACCUGCGCUCCCUGCUCGACGAGCACCACAUCGCCUGCGUGCUGGACGACGACGUCAAGAGUGGCCGCUACCUGGAGCUGGAGCAGCGCUACGUGGACCUGGCCGAGAACGCCCGCUUCGAGCGCGAGCAGCUGCUGGGCGUGCAGCAGCACCUGAGCAACACCCUGAAGAUGGCGGAGCAGGACAACAAGGAGGCGCAGGAGAUGAUCGGGGCACUCAAGGAGCGCAGCCACCACCUGGAGCGGCUGGUGGAGUCGGAGCAGAAGGGCCGCGCCGCCCUGGCCGCCGCGCUGGAGGAGCACAAGAGCGCGGUGGCCAGCGACCAGAUCGAGAUGAACCGCCUCAAGGCCCAGCUGGAGAACGAGAAGCAGCGCGUGGCCGAGCUCUACUCCAUCCACCACGCCGGGGACAAAUCCGACAUCCAGGACCUGCUGGAGAGUGUCCGGCUGGACAAGGAGAAGGCCGAGGCCCUGGCUGGCAGCCUGCAGGAAGAGCUGGCGCACACGCGCAACGAGGCCAAUCGGCUGCAGGACACCGUCGCCAAGGUGGAGGACGAGUUCCGGGCCUUCCAGGGGGAGGCCAAGAAGCAGAUGGAGGAUCUGAACGUCACGCUGGAGAAGCUGCGGUCCGAGCUGGACGAGAAGGAGACCGAGCGCAGCGACAUGAAGGAGACCAUCUUCGAGCUGGAGGACGAGGUGGAGCAGCACCGGGCCGUGAAGCUCCAUGACAACCUGGCCAUCUCUGACCUGGAGAAUACAGUUAAAAAACUCCAGGACCAAAAACAUGACAUGGAGAGAGAGAUCAAGACGCUCCACAGGAGACUGCGGGUAGGGGACCCCGUGCCCGACCCCGUCCUAGGGUCCCCACAGGAGACUACAGGAGAUUACAGGCAGGGGACUCCUGUGCCCGACCCUCAGCCCAAGGGUCCCCACAGGCAGGAGGAAGAGCGAGGGCGUGUCUACAACUACAUGAACGCGGUGGAGAGAGACCUGGCCGCCUUGCGGCAAGGCAUGGGCCUGAGCCGGAGGUCCUCCACGUCCUCCGAGCCGGCCCCCACCGUCAAGACCCUCAUCAAGUCCUUCGACAGUGCCUCCCAAGUGCCAAGCCCCGCCGCUGCCGCCAUGCCUCGCACGCCUCUGAGCCCAAGCCCCAUGAAGACGCCGCCUGCUGCUGCUGUCUCCCCGAUGCAGAGGCACUCCAUCAGUGGACCCAUCUCCGCGCCCAAGCCCCUGACAACCCUGACGGAUAAGAGACCAAACUACGGGGAGAUCCCCGUCCAAGUGUCGCGGCGCAGCAGCGAAGAGAUGAAACGGGAUGUCUCGGCGCCCGAGGGCACGUCGCCAGCCUCGCUUAUGGCCAUGGGGACCACGUCGCCACAGCUCUCUCUCUCCUCCUCGCCCACGGCCUCUGUGACGCCCACCACACGGAGCCGGAUCAGGGAGGAACGCAAGGACCCUCUGUCCGCCUUGGCGAGAGAGUACGGGGGCUCAAAGCGGAAUGCCCUGCUGAAGUGGUGCCAGAAGAAAACAGAAGGCUACCAGAACAUUGACAUCACCAAUUUCAGCAGCAGCUGGAACGACGGACUAGCCUUCUGCGCUCUCCUACACACCUACUUGCCUGCCCACAUCCCCUACCAGGGGCUCAGCAGCCAGGACAAGAGACGGAACUUCACCCUGGCCUUCCAGGCAGCAGAGAGCGUGGGCAUCAAGUCCACACUGGACAUCGGUGAGAUGGUGCGGACGGAGCGGCCCGACUGGCAGAGUGUCAUGCUGUAUGUGACGGCCAUCUACAAGUACUUCGAGACCUGAGUGGCCCAAGCCUGCUGUGCCUGCAAACCGCACCCUCCGGAGUGGACACUGCCCUGACUCGGGCCCUCACAGCCAGGCCGAGGACUGACCCAUGCAGGAGUGGCACGAAGCCCAGUCAGGCCGUUUGGCAUCUGCAGGGUGGUUGCUCAAACAGCCCCUGCUUCACGGCCCCUGGGCUGGGCAGCCUCUGCCCUGUGCUGCUGCUGCUGCCCCUUACCACAUGACACGGCCUGCCCGCUAGCCAGUGGGGCUCUGGGGUGUGCAAACCCCCAUUGACCGGGUGGCAUCAUGCCUCUGGGCUCCUGCUGACGGCCUUCCCCUAGGGCCUAGGCCCCCCGCCUGCCCACCCACUUGGGCUGAGGUAUCCUCCCAAGACCUGCUGCUGAAGGCUUCUCAUCACAGUGACUUGCUGCGCAUCUGUCAGGGAGCAGGCACCAGGGUGAGCCUGUCUUCAACAGCACCGGAAGCAGCUCAGGGCUGGGCAGAGUGCAGAGAGGCCGGGAGGGUGGGUGGGAUCUGAGCAAGUGCCUUGACUUAUGGCAGCCCAAAGGUGAUGUCAGCCUCCCUCCCCAUCCCCGGUCUGCCGGGCUGGUGAGGACCAAGGCUCAGCUCGAGGUGUCUUGUGAAGUGGCUCUGGCCUGCGCAGUCACUUGGGGUCACGCUGUUCUGGGUGUGGACCGUUUGUGUGUGUGCCACGCCCGUGGACCAUGGCCUCUGGGCGGCCAGGCUGCCUACUGCCCUCCCACUGUCCGCCACAAAGGACCAGUGAGCAGCCAAGCACCAGAUCACCCAGUGACCACACAUCCCGCGACUCCCCAGACACCGAUCCCCAGAUGAAGCAAGCCCUCAUAGACUGACUCCACAGAUGGCGACCCCCAAGUGAAUCCCCCACAGACACCCCUUUCUACCGACGCAGCUGCCUGAGCCGCGCGGCUGUCCUGGAGUCACCGUCCACCAUGUGUCCGCACAGACCUCCACGUUCCUGCAGUCGCCCUCUGUGCCUUGCCAGGCCUGGACGGGCUGGCCCGGGGAAGCCCUGGGUGUUGGAGCAGGACUCUGGCCCCGUCUCACAGGCUUCACAGGACUGACCGAACCGCAGGAGUAUGCGUUAAGUGGUGGUGGCCCGGGAUGUGGCCACCGCUGCCCCAAGCAUGGCCAAGGCCAGCGCCUAUGGCUUCUGUGAAAUGUCCUUGAACAGCGAGAGCUGUCCAGGCUGGACACGCUCCUCUCCAGGGUGACCCCCACCUGAGAGGAUGCGGUGUGGUCCAGACACUGCCUCCUCGGUGAUGGAGCUGGAGAACCCCCCCUGGCAGAGCUCAGCCGAGACAGGGCCAGCCAGACUGCUGACAGUGAGGUCCCGAGACCCCAGAGCCCCAGCAAGGAAGCCUGUCCUCGCCCACAUGUGGGUUCCCCUGGGUGGUGGCAGGGGCUACCUCUCAGUGUAAAGUCACAGACAGCCGCCAGGGGCCCUGCUACUAUCCUUACCCUGUCCCUGACAGGGUCGGGGCCUUCCUGGGUAC
This is a messenger RNA of Echinops telfairi (small Madagascar hedgehog), 4907 nucleotides long. It is a transcript of the gene SPECC1L, whose product is annotated as sperm antigen with calponin homology and coiled-coil domains 1 like. The transcript is spliced from 15 exons. Gene Ontology annotation, biological process: actin cytoskeleton organization. Gene Ontology annotation, molecular function: protein binding. NCBI's taxonomy places the organism in Eukaryota, Metazoa, Chordata, Mammalia, Afrosoricida, Tenrecidae. The record is from RefSeq and is a predicted model, not a curated record. Gene Ontology annotation, cellular component: filamentous actin; microtubule organizing center. Bases 187 to 3387 code for a protein of 1066 amino acids.